AGAUUAUAGAGGAAUAAGAAUCGUUGUAUUUUUAAUUUCAGGAAGAUGCAUUCCUGGUAUCUGGCAGUGCGACGGCCGACCAGAUUGCGAGGAUCAUCGAGACGAGUACAAUUGUGCCGAAAGUUGUGGGAACGACGAAUACCUCUGCCCAACCGAGAAAUGGUGUAUACCAUUGACGUGGCAUUGCAACGGCGUCGACGAAUGUGCGAAAGGAGAGGACGAAAAUUUAUGCGAUUGCGGUCUCGAUCAAUUCAAGUGUCAAACAGGGGGAUGCGUGCCUGAAAAUCAAGUAUGCGAUGGAAUAGAACACUGCCCCGAUCAUUCCGACGAGUGGGGCUGUUUGAUGGCGAACGUGACUGUAGAGAAAAAAUUAACGGAUGGACAGAAAGAGGAUAACGCCGGGAGUAUUGGUGCUCAAGAAUCGGAUACUUCUUUACUGAAAGUAAGACAAUACAACGGCGAAUACCGUCUCGUUUGUUCCGAUGGAUGGAGCGAGGAAUUCAGUACCUCUUAUUGCCAAUCUUUAGGAUUCGCCGGUUCCGAGAGCACAGAGUUCCAAACGAGGGACAAAACUCAGAAGAUUUUCAGAUUAAAGGCGAAUCCCAAUCACCAUGCGCCAUUGGUCACGAAUUUGGAGCAAGUCGAAUUCUGCGUCUCUGACAAAGUCGUGCAAGUCACUUGCCAAGAAUUUUCUUGCGGAUCCGAUUACGGAGAAGGACCAACAGCGAGAUUGGUUGGUGGAACUCCGGCCAGCGAAGGACAAUGGUCCAGCGUGGCUCUGUUGAAGGAACCUAAACUAGGUGCUGCUUGCACGGCCAGCAUAUUGGGUCCUAUGCACGUGCUUGCCAGUUAUUCCUGCAUCCACAGAUAUAAGCAGAGCAAUGGAUGGCAGCUUUUCACCGGCGAAAACCUGCUUAAAGCGCAUCCUGUAAGGAAUAUCAUUCCUUAUCCUCAAGUGAAGUACAAUCAAUUCUUGUAUAACAAUGAUAUCGCAUUGGUGGAAUUAGAGAAGCCUUUAACUUUCUCGAGGAAUGUCAGCGCCAUCUGCCUUCCGAAACAUCCUAUACAGCAAUUCCAGCCAAGACAAAUAUGCGUGAUGGCUGGAUGGGGAUUUUCUGUGAACGGUGAGGUCGAUUUACAGAAGUAUCUCAACUUUUUGCCAUUGCCAACGUACGAUAUCGAAGAAUGCAAUGCGACCACUCACUAUGCAGGAUUCAUUACGAAGGACAACAUAUGCGCUGGAUUCACUGAUACGAAUAAAGGACCUUGCUACAACGACGAAGGAGCACCCCUAAUGUGUGAAUCUGGAGGAGGAUCGGUCAGAUGGGAAAUUCAGGGUCUAUUAAGUCAUCACAGCAGAUGUUCGAGAGGUCAUCCGGCAAUUUAUUCCAGCGUGGAACCUGCGUUAUCUUGGUUGCGAAACUCCGUACCUGCUUUGCAAACGCAAAGCUAAAGCGCUAUAACGUGAUUUCGUUCUUUCCACGAGAAUAUGUGAACAUUAGAUGAAUUUUUUCUUCUUUUUUUUUUUUUAAUUCGUACAAAUUGAUCAUAACGAUACAA
This is a messenger RNA of Apis dorsata (giant honeybee), 1560 nucleotides long. RefSeq names its product atrial natriuretic peptide-converting enzyme-like. Gene Ontology annotation, cellular component: membrane. The annotation marks the transcript as partial. The record is from RefSeq and is a predicted model, not a curated record. Gene Ontology annotation, biological process: proteolysis. NCBI's taxonomy places the organism in Eukaryota, Metazoa, Arthropoda, Insecta, Hymenoptera, Apidae. Gene Ontology annotation, molecular function: protein binding; serine-type endopeptidase activity. The transcript is spliced from 5 exons.